Molecule: messenger RNA, 3195 nt
Organism: Paralichthys olivaceus (Japanese flounder)
Lineage: Eukaryota; Metazoa; Chordata; Actinopteri; Pleuronectiformes; Paralichthyidae
Gene: loxl2b
Product: lysyl oxidase-like 2b
Biological process (GO): peptidyl-lysine oxidation; collagen fibril organization; sprouting angiogenesis
Cellular component (GO): membrane
Molecular function (GO): copper ion binding; protein-lysine 6-oxidase activity
Source: RefSeq, a predicted model, not a curated record
GAGAGACAGCUGACUGAGGGUCCGAGCUGCUCUGAGUCUGGUGCUGCAGGAGCUGCAGGACUUUAGAGCAGGAGACCAGCGACGAGGAAACAUGCCAACCAAAAUGCUGACCACCAACUACCUGCCUUGCUGCACCGUCAUCCUAUCAGUGCUAUUAAAGCUGACCCUUGCCCAGUAUGAGCACCUGGGCUACCCGCCGGGCUACCCGGACCCAGAGCAGGAACAGUACUCAGCCCCUCAGCUGUCACCAGACACACCCAGGAUCCAGCUCCGAUUAGCUGGAGAUAAGAGGAAGCACAACGAGGGCCGCGUUGAGGUUUUCUACAACGCCGAGUGGGGAACUGUGUGUGAUGACGACUUCACUAUCCACUCCGCUCAGGUGGUGUGUCGGGAGCUGGGCUACCUGGAAGCCAUCUCAUGGUCUCCUUCCUCGAAAUAUGGGAAAGGACAAGGACCCAUCUGGUUCGACAAUCUCCACUGCACCGGCAAAGAAAGGACCUUGUCGCUGUGUCCGUCCAACGGGAUCGGUGUUUCAGACUGCAAGCACAGCGAAGAUGUAGGUGUGGUGUGCAGCGACAAGAGGAUUCCAGGAUUUAAAUUUGUCAACACCUUGCCCAACCAUGUGGAGAACCUUGAUAUUCAAGUAGAGGAUGCCCGCAUACGACCGAUCCUGUCGUCGUACCGCAAGCGUAUCCCUGUAACAGAAGGCUACGUGGAGGUGAAGGAUGGCGGCAAAUGGAAGCAGAUCUGUAACAAUGAGUGGACCCAGUUUAACAGCAGAGUCAUCUGUGGCAUGUUUGGCUUCCCCGGGGAGAGGAAGUACAACGCCAGAGUUUACAAAAUGUUUGCUCGCAGGAGAAAACCCACAUACUGGGACUUUGCGGUCAACUGCACUGGCAACGAAGCCCAUUUGUCCAACUGUAAACUGGGCCGGGCUACGACGCUGAAGUCCAACGACUCCUGUGCGGAUGGGUUGCCUGUGGUGGUGAGCUGCGUGCCCGGCAGAGCCUUCGCACCGGCGUCCAUGACGGGAUUCAGGAAGGCCUUCAAACAAGAGCAAGUGCUGGUUCGUCUUCGUGGUGGGGCCAUCGUAGGCGAGGGCCGCGUGGAGGUGUUGAAAAACGAAGAGUGGGGCACCAUAUGUGAUGAUAACUGGAACCUGCUGUCUGCCACCGUGGUGUGUCGAGAGCUGGGCUUCGGUACGGCCAAGGAGGCUCUGUCUGGAGGCCGCCUGGGACAAGGCAUGGGCCCGGUGCACAUGAACGAGGUGGUGUGCUCAGGGUUUGAGAAAUCCAUCACAGAGUGUUUCUUCAACAAGGAGGCUCUGGGCUGCAGCCACGAGGAGGAUGCAGCCGUCAGAUGUAACAUCCCUGCUAUGGGCUUCCAGGAGCAGCUGCGUCUGAGCGGAGGUCGUAACCCCUAUGAGGGCCGUGUGGAGGUGAUGGUGGAGAGAAACGGCUCUCUGGUGUGGGGGACUGUGUGCAGUGAAGGCUGGGGAACCAUGGAGGCCAUGGUGGUGUGCAGACAGCUGGGCCUGGGUUUCGCCAGCAACGCUUUCCAGGAGACGUGGUAUUGGCCGGGGGAGGUGAGUGCAGACGCUGUGGCGAUGAGUGGCGUUCGCUGCUCCGGCACCGAGAUGUCUCUGUCCCAGUGCCUGCACCACGGACCCCACCUCAGCUGCCCGAAAGGAGGGGGACGCAAUGCUGCCGGAGUCUCCUGUUCUGAAACGGCUCCUGACCUGGUGUUGAACCCUCAGGUGGUGGAGCAGACCACCUACAUGGAGGACAGGCCCAUGUUCAUGCUUCAGUGCGCGUAUGAGGAGAACUGCCUGGCCUCCGUCUCCAGCACGGCCCCGGCCAACUCCUACCGCCGCCUGCUGCGCUUCUCCUCCCAGAUCCACAAUAACGGCCAGUCGGACUUCAGGCCCAAAGCCAACAGAAACUCCUGGGUGUGGCACGACUGUCACAGGCAUUAUCACAGCAUGGAGGUGUUUACACUCUACGACCUGUUCAGCCUCAAUGGAACCAAAGUGGCUGAAGGACACAAAGCAAGUUUUUGCCUGGAGGACUCGGAGUGUGAUGAAGGGAUUGAAAAGAGGUACGAAUGUGCUAACUUUGGCGAGCAGGGCAUCACUGUGGGCUGCUGGGACACCUACAGGCACGAUAUCGACUGCCAGUGGAUCGACAUAACUGACAUCAAACCUGGAGAUUACAUUUUCCAGAUAGUAAUCAAUCCAAACUAUGAAGUGCCAGAGUCAGACUACAGCAAUAACAUCAUGAAAUGCAGAUGUCGAUAUGACGGCCACCGUGUGUGGAUGUACAGCUGCCACAACGGUGGCUCAUUAAGCACUGAAACAGAACAGACGUUCCCAGGCCUCCUCAAUAACCAGGUGACCCACAGGUAAAGACAAACCAGAGGAAAGGAGGUGACCGGCCGUUCCCUCCAGCAAGGGAAACCACGUGAAGCCAGCAAACACUCUGCAUCUCCAUCAGCGGUGGCUCCCUCCUGCUCGCCCUGUCCUGCUCCAAUCAUCUUUUCCCUUCAUCCUCGUGGCAGCAGCUUUCUUUGGCCCUCCACCCUUUAUUUUUUCUACCAGUAGAAAGAAUAUUUGAUUCCCCCUGCUGUCAAAACAAAGGCAGGUGCAACCACGCUAACACUUCCACCCUCCCUGGUUAACUUCAAGAAGCUCUCUAUGUACCCUGUGUUGUUAUUUUUGGAAUGAGCGAUUGAAAUAAACCUGCUGGGAAGUGGCAGCUAUUUAAGUGCAGCACUGACGUGCAGCAGUUUCUUUGUUCAGAGAUCACCUUGGAGAGUUUGGAUGUCUGUGUCAUGUUGCCUGAGAGGGAUCAUCGAUAACAACAGCGUAGGAAAUAAAUGCAGUUUUCUUCCACUUUUCAACAGUGCCUUGUACACUCUGAUGUCAAUAUACAGUGAGGUUAUGUUUCACAGGCAAAAUGAGUGUUUCCUCUGCAUGUCAGUUACUAAGAUAAAGGGCACAAUUUUACAUUUUGUCUGUGCAUAUUAAACUGAGGCAAAUGUAAGUCCUGAAAUAAGCUAAUAGCCCCGCUCAUCACCAGCUGCAAGUGCUGCCUUUUCCAGCUGUAAGAGCAAGGCUAAAAUGUUAAAGGUUUAGUGUGUAGAAUUUAGUGACAUCUGCUGGUGAAUUUGCAUGUUGCAGCUGAAUACCCCUCACCU